This is a messenger RNA of Dovyalis caffra, 1191 nucleotides long. Lineage: Eukaryota; Viridiplantae; Streptophyta; Magnoliopsida; Malpighiales; Salicaceae. The record is from the annotation of a GenBank genome assembly.
AUGGCACAAGAACAAGAAGUCAAAGACGCAAAAGCAUCAUCUGAGGAAAAACCGAACAUAUCAACGGUGGUCAUAGAGAUGGCAAGAAGCUCUACUGCAUUAUCACCUCCUGCCCCUUCAUGGUUCACUCCAAAAAGGCUGCUAGUUAUCUUUUGUGUGAUCAACUUGAUCAAUUAUGUGGAUAGAGGAGCAAUUGCAAGCAAUGGUGUCAAUGGGAGUCGUGGAACCUGCUCAAAAAGCAGUACAUGCUCAUCCGGCAGUGGAAUACAGGGGGAUUUUGACCUGAACAAUUUUGAAGAUGGAGUUUUAUCCUCAGCUUUCAUGGUUGGACUUCUCGUGGCUUGCCCAAUAUUUGCAUCAUUAGCAAAGAGCGUGAAUCCAUUUAGGCUCAUUGGAGUUGGAUUAUCAGUUUGGACACUUGCAGUAGUUGGAUGUGGUUGUUCAAUUAAUUUCUGGACCAUUACAGCCUGCCGCAUGCUAGUUGGCGUUGGAGAGGCUUCAUUCAUGAGUCUUGCAGCUCCGUUUAUCGAUGAUAAUGCCCCUGUUGCUAAGAAAACCUUAUGGCUUGGAGUAUUUUACAUGUGUAUACCAACUGGAUAUGCUCUUGGCUAUGUAUAUGGUGGAGUGGUUGGUGGUCAUUUCAAUUGGCGCUUCGCUUUCUUUGGAGAGGCGAUUUUGAUGCUUCCAUUUGCUGCUCCUGUAAAUUACGUAUGUCUUCAUUGUGUUAAACCAAGUUUGAGACCACUAUCUAUGGCUAUGUCCACCGUUGCAAUUCACAUACUUGGAGAUGUGCCUUCCUCUCCACUUGUUGGUGUUCUCCAGGAUCAUAUUAACAACUGGAGGAAGACUGCUCUUAUUCUGACAUUGAUUUUGUUUCCAGCAGCUGUGAUAUGGUUUAUAGCUUUUUCGUCUGCAUUUGCUUUUCAUCAUGGCUCCUACUGCUUCGAUGCUCUUAAUUCCAUACCAUUACAAAUCUAUGUCUCCACCAUCUCCUCCUACUUCAACACCCUCAGCUACUUCUUUUUCGGGGCUAAGUUCUCUGCAACGAAAUGGGUUCAACAAGACAAUCCAAUCUUCAAAGUGAGGUCUCAGGGCAAAGAGUCUUUCAAGGCAGAUCCUUCUUCACCUGCUAAUGAUUCUGACAAGGAAAAGAGGUUUGAAGAAGCGCUUGAGCGUAGCUGCUGGUGCUAG